UUUGCGCGUGCGUCUCAGGCCGGACUACGGGGCGCCGCAGACCCAAGUGAGAGAAAGGGACAAGGCUGCAGGCUCGGAGCCCGGCCCCCUCAAGCCGCGCGUUUGGGUCACGUGACAUGAAGGGCACCGAAUUCCUCUGGAGUCAGCGCCAUUUCCCGUAGGUGAAGGCCGAAGUAUCCUGGGGGUCAGAGAAGCCUCCUGUUGCGAUGUGACCUUGACCCACGGCCUGGGGCGGGUGUCAGGCUCGGGCGCUCGCAGAGGGCAGAGGUCUAGCUUUAAGGGAUGGGCGCGCCCGCUAGCUUGGGGGCGUGGCCUCGUCCUUCUAGGUGGUGUAGACUUGGGGUGGGCGGGCUCACCAUUGGGGCUGAGAUUUGGACCCAGGUGUAAAAGAGGCGGGGCUUCCCAUCUAUUCUUUGAGAAACAGGUGGCGAGUCAUGGAGACCCUCACGGCCGCCGCCCCUGCUGGGAGCUUCUUCCCCUCUUUCCUGCUCUUGGCCUGCGGGACGCUAGUGGCCGCCCUGCUGGGCUGCGCGCACCGCCUGGGGCUCUUCUAUCAGUUGAUGCACAAGGUGGACAAGGCGAGCAUCCAGCAUGGCGGGGAGAAUGUGGCAGCUGUGCUGAGGGCCCACGGCGUGCGGUUCCUCUUCACCCUGGUCGGCGGGCACAUUUCCCCCAUACUGGUGGCUUGUGAGAAGUUGGGCAUCCGCGUGGUGGACACACGCCACGAAGUCACAGCUGUCUUUGCCGCUGAUGCUGUGGCCCGCCUGACCGGGACCGUGGGCGUAGCAGCAGUGACAGCGGGCCCUGGCCUCACCAACACGGUGACUGCAGUGAAGAAUGCCCAGAUAGCUCAGUCGCCAGUCCUGCUUCUGGGUGGGGCCGCCAGCACCCUGCUGCAGAACCGGGGUGCGCUCCAGGCCAUUGAUCAGAUGGCCCUGUUUAGGCCACUGUGCAAGUUUUGUGCUUCUGUGCGGAGGGUGCGGGACAUCGUGCCCACCCUGAGGGCUGCGAUGGUGGCUGCCCAGUCGGGGACCCCAGGCCCAGUGUUUGUGGAGCUUCCCGUUGAUGUGCUGUACCCCUACUUCAUUGUCCAGAAGGAGAUGGUGCCAGCCAAGCCGCCCAAGGGCCUCGUGGCUCGAAUGGUCACCUGGUACUUAGAGAAUCACCUGGCCAACCUCUUUGCAGGAGCCUGGGAGCCUCGGCCUGAGGGGCCUCUGCCUCUGGACAUUCCGCAGGCAUCCCCCCAGCAGGUUCAGCGCUGUGUGGAAAUCUUGAGCCGAGCCAAAAGGCCCCUUGUUGUGCUGGGGAGCCAGGCUCUGCUGCCCCCGACACCUGCUGACAGACUUCGGACUGCCGUGGAGACCCUUGGCAUCCCCUGCUUCCUGGGAGGGAUGGCACGAGGACUGCUGGGCCGCAACCACCCCCUCCACAUCCGGCAGAACCGCAGCGCUGCUCUGAAGAAAGCAGACGUGGUCCUCCUGGCAGGAAUCGUGUGCGACUUCCGCCUGUCUUACGGCCGUGUCCUCAGCCGCAGCAGCAAGAUCAUCAUCGUCAACCGUAACCGGAAAGAGAUGUUGAUGAACUCAGACAUGUUCUGGAAGCCCCAGGAAGCCGUGCAGGGAGACGUGGGCUCCUUUGUGGUGACGCUGGCGGAGGGCCUGAAGGGCCAGACGUGGGCCUCAGACUGGGCAGAGGAGCUUCGGCAAGCUGACCGGCAGAAGGAGCAGACCUUCCGGGAGAAGGCAUUGACGCCUGUAGGCCAGCACCUGAACCCGGUGCGGGUACUGCAGCUUGUGGAGGAGAUUCUGCCUGACAACACGAUUCUGGUGGUCGAUGGUGGAGACUUCGUGGGCACUGCCGCCCACCUGGUGCAACCCCGUGGCCCCCUGCGCUGGCUUGAUCCUGGGGCCUUUGGGACUCUGGGGGUUGGUGCAGGAUUUGCACUCGGGGCCAAACUGUGCCGGCCAGAUGCCGAGGUGUGGUGCCUGUUUGGAGAUGGAGCCUUUGGCUAUAGCCUCAUUGAAUUUGACACCUUUGUGAGACACAAGAUCCCAGUGAUUGCCUUGGUGGGGAAUGAUGCUGGCUGGACCCAGAUCUCUCGGGAGCAGGUGCCCUGUCUGGGCAGCAAUGUAGCCUGUGGCCUGGCUUACACCGAUUAUCACAAGGCAGCCAUGGGACUUGGGGCCCAGGGCUUGCUGCUCUCCCGGGAGAAAGAUCAGGUGGUCGAGGUGCUUCGUGACGCUCAACAGCAGUGCCGAGAUGGCCACCCGGUUGUGGUCAACAUCCUCAUUGGGAGGACAGACUUCCGAGAUGGCUCCAUUGCUGUGUAGGGCCUCAUGGGUCAGUACCCUUGGCUCCCUUCCCACCCCUGGACUGUACCUAGCUGGUUGAGAGCCUCACCCUUGCCUACCUGGACCUGGCCUAUGAGGUCCACUGACUCCACAACCGUCCAAGAAGACAGGGUGGGGCUGCAGGGGUCAGAGCUCAGAGAAGCUCCGUGGCAGCACCCGGGAGCUCCUGGGCUUUUUUUCUCUGCGGGGGACAACUGCCCUUCUCUCCCUUCCUCUCUUCCACGCUUAAUAAACCACUUCUGGUCCGUGUGGGCCCAAGUACUCAUCCCA
Messenger RNA from Prionailurus viverrinus (fishing cat), 2621 nucleotides. RefSeq names its product ilvB acetolactate synthase like (gene ILVBL). Gene Ontology annotation, molecular function: acetolactate synthase activity; magnesium ion binding; flavin adenine dinucleotide binding. Gene Ontology annotation, biological process: L-valine biosynthetic process. Bases 435 to 2330 code for a protein of 631 amino acids. The record is from RefSeq and is a predicted model, not a curated record. Lineage: Eukaryota; Metazoa; Chordata; Mammalia; Carnivora; Felidae. Gene Ontology annotation, cellular component: acetolactate synthase complex. The transcript is spliced from 16 exons.